AUUGUCAUUUAAGAUCAAGUGUCAAAAGUGUGCAAAUAACUUUUCAUCAUCAUUUUAUUUCUAAAACUUUUGCAUAUUUGCAAAAGCGACUUUACACUAAUAGGGAAAAUAGCAAUUUCUUUUGUGAAGUUGUAAAUUUAGAAUACUGUGUCAUAUUAUGCAUAUUUAAUCUCAAUAGGUAGUUUAACUUUGUUAUAUGUAUUGAUCGUAAAUCUUCUUAAGAUUAUUUUUUAUUCAAGUACAAUAUACAGAAUGGAAAUCUCAUUUAAAGGAAAAAGAAUACUUGUUACCGGUGCCGGACAAGGCAUAGGUAGAGGUAUUGCGAUUGAACUGUGGAGAGCUGGAGCUAAUAUAGUUGCACUAUCCAGAACGAGAACUCACUUAGAAAGUUUACAAAGCGAAUAUCCAUCCAUAGACAUUGUGGAUAUCGAUAUCAGUGAUUGGGAUAAAACUAGACAAGUUGUAGAAUCCUUAGGACAUUUUGAUGCGCUAGUGAACAAUGCAGCUGUUGCAGUAUGCGAACCCUUCUUAACAUGUUCUCCAACUGAUUUUAACAAAACAUUUGACAUCAAUGUUAAAGCUGUAUUAAAUAUAAGCCAAGUUGUUGCUAGAAAAAUGGUAGAAAAUAAAACUCCCGGUACUAUAGUGAAUAUAUCAUCUCAAGCAUCAAAGGCUGCUUUAAAAGACCAUGCCAUAUAUAGUGCUUCAAAAGCUGCAUUGGAUGCUCUAACUCGUGCAAUGGCCUUGGAAUUAGGACCUUAUGGAAUAAGAGUUAAUUCUGUUAAUCCAACUGUUAUUAUGACUGCUAUGGCCAAAGUCGGUUGGUCCGAUCCCAAGAAGAGUUCUGAAAUGUUAGCAAAAAUACCACUCGGAAGAUUUGGAGAAGUCACGGAGGUGGUUAAUGCAGUUGUUUUUCUACUGAGUGAAAAAUCGAGCAUGAUAAAUGGCGUAGAACUGCCUAUUGACGGAGGUUUUCUUGCUACAUAACUUGUAUGACCCAAGAACCAAAGAUAUGGAACUCGAAAAGUUCCUUUGACAUUUUUUAAAUCAUUUAUUACCUUGUAUAAUUAUGUGAGAUCUGUUAAUUAUUACUUAUUAUUGUGUAUAAUAAUUAUUACCAAAGAAAAUAAUGCCUUUGUUGUUAAAUUACUAAUUUUUAGUCAACAAAAUUUCAUUAAUAUUUUCAUAAAUACUUAGUGCCUUUAAAUUAACGUUGUCUAUAUGAUGCUUUUGUAGUUAGUUUUCUUGAUAAGAAUGAAUCUACAAUAACCAAUAAUUUUAAUAUCUUAAAAAUAAAACCUCAAAAAUAAUACCUUAAAAUAAUUGUUACUUUUAAAGUUGUACAGAAUUCCGUAAUGAAGCAAUAAAUUAAAACUAUAAUUUUUUUUUGGACGCGCAACUGUUUGCACCUUAAAAAGAUAAAUAUAAUAAGAAGAUAAGUUUUUAUUAUUAUAACUAAGUACCUAUCUAAAACAUACCUUAAAACCCUUAUAAUCUUAAAAACGUCGGAAAUAAAAUGCCAUAAUUAUGUUGACAUAUUUUAAGAAAAAUACAAUUUAUAUACAAA
This is a messenger RNA of Melitaea cinxia (Glanville fritillary), 1567 nucleotides long. RefSeq names its product D-erythrulose reductase-like. The transcript is spliced from 5 exons. Gene Ontology annotation, biological process: glucose metabolic process; xylulose metabolic process. The record is from RefSeq and is a predicted model, not a curated record. Gene Ontology annotation, molecular function: carbonyl reductase (NADPH) activity; L-xylulose reductase (NADPH) activity. Lineage: Eukaryota; Metazoa; Arthropoda; Insecta; Lepidoptera; Nymphalidae. Bases 253 to 987 code for a protein of 244 amino acids.